Messenger RNA from Zeugodacus cucurbitae (melon fly), 1257 nucleotides. It is a transcript of the gene Cpr31A, whose product is annotated as cuticle protein 18.6. Gene Ontology annotation, cellular component: extracellular matrix. Bases 151 to 1116 code for a protein of 321 amino acids. The transcript has 2 exons. The record is from RefSeq and is a predicted model, not a curated record. Lineage: Eukaryota; Metazoa; Arthropoda; Insecta; Diptera; Tephritidae.
UUCGCUGCGCAGCAUAUAAAAUAGUUGUCACCGCCUGUUGACAGCAUCACAACAUCGUUGUUAGUUCAUCGUGCAACAGUGCAAGCAGUGUUGCUUUGGUCACAGUGUUUUAUUUAAUAGAAAAUUCUUUGAAUUAACAAUUCAGCAGCAAUGGCAAGCAAAUUCUUGAGCGCCGUAACCCUCCUGGCUUUGGCCGGCUCCAGCUUGGCUGGCGUUGCCACCUAUGCCUACAAUCCUUAUGCCGCCUACCAUCACCUGCCCGCCGCCGUGACUGCUUAUGCUAGCCCCGCACACCAGGUCGUGUACCAACAUGCCGCACCAGCUGCCGUCUACCAUCAAGCGCCCGUCUAUACCAAGUCAUACCCCGCCGCCGCACCUGCACCCUAUGUAGCCGCCGCACCAGUUGUUAAGACCGUCGCACCAGCCGUACAUGUUGCCGCUGCCGCACCAGUUAUUGCCAAGACCGUUGUUGCCGCCGCACCAGCACCCAUUGUCAAGCAAGUUGAAAUCGAAUCGUCGCCACGUUACGAUUUCUCUUAUGGCGUACAUGAUUCGUUGACCGGUGACAUCAAGAGCCAAGUGGAGAGCCGUGAUGGUGGCAAUGUAGCUGGUUCAUACAGUGUUGUCGAUGCUGAUGGUUACAAGCGUACCGUUACCUACACCGCUGACGAUGUGAACGGUUUCAAUGCUGUCGUCCAACGUGAACCAAUUGUCGCCAAGGUUGCUGCCGUCGCUGCUGUUGCUGCACCAGCUGUGCAACAUGUUGUUCCUGCCCACCCUGUUGUACCAGUCCAACAACAAUACUUGCAAUACUUGCCACAACAACAACAGGUUGUACAACCCGCCCCAGUUGCUGUCGAAGCCAGCCAGCCAGCCGAAGAGCCAGCAGCCGAACCAGUACCUGUCGAAUACCCCGAACAACAAGCACAAGAGCCCGAACAACAGCAACCCGAGGAGCCACAAUACCCACAAGAUCAAAACUUCCCACCAUUCCCCCAAUCCGAGGGUGAUGACUCCGAUGUCGUGGAUGUGCGCUCCGCCAACAAUAGCGACAACGCUGAGCCAUCCAGCACUGCUGCUCCAGCGCCAGUGACGGAAGCGGCGAAAGAAGCUUAAGCGGGUUAAAAUGUGAUUUCGCGGGUGAUUUGUUGAGAUUUUCGUUUUCCCUCGCGAAAAAGCAUUGAAUUGAAGAUAAACGCAUUGUUAGCUGGUUUAAAGAUUUAAAUUAAUAAAACGAACGUACGAAUGAAAAUUAAA